GCCUGUCUCCGGCGUUUGUUGCGUUUUAGUGGAAAUUUUCAUCAGUUGCAAUUUACCGGAAAAAUGGGUGGAAAUUCACGAAAAUUCAAACGUGCCGAAAAGAGUAAGAUAAAGCUUAAGGGUGCCAAACUACCGAAAGGGACAAAUGUCACCAAAACCAACUUCAAGGUGCGAAAAAUCGUUCUACCGGACCAGAUCAAGCAACGUAACCUGGGGGAUGCAGCCGUCCUUUCCAGUCGCAGUUUGACCGUUAAGGAUUGUUUGGCCAAGUUGAAACAAUCGAACCAAGCAUCCAAACUGGAUGGCUUACGCGGUUUGCGAGAAAUUUUGGCGAAACUUCCGUCCGAAGUAACGGAAAACCAUCUGAGCACCGCCGUCAAAUCGAUCGCAAGCUUGACGAUCGACGAAGAACGGGAAGUUCGACGGGACAGCUACAAAACGCUGGGGCUGUUGUUUGCAGCAGCCCAGCAAGAGAAUGUGCUUCCCUUUUUCGACAUCUUGCUAUCAUUCUUGCGAUGCGCGAUGACCCACAUCCAACCAAGGGUUCAGGAGGAUGCGUUACUGCUGCUGGACACUUACCUUCAGUAUCUACCGCGGUUAGUUCUGUUGAACAGGGACAAAAUUUUUCCUCAAUUCCUGGAUAUGAUAUCCAAGCUGAGAAGCGAAUCGAAACCGGAACGUACCUUGACUGUAACGCUGAACAAACAGACCACCAGCACCCGGUGGCGAACUCGGGUGUUGAUGAGGUUGAUUGGGAUGUUGAGGAUUCUGAUCAAUCACAAAAAGUCUGGGGGAGAGUCCGGGGCUAAGGAUCUGCAGAAGACAGAUCAGACGGAAGCAAUGGAAACUGACGACACUAGUAAUCCAUUCACAACAGCUGCUUUCCAGGACUCGUUCGAAACGCUAAAAGUGAACAACAUGUUCGACUACAAAGCCGAUGUGCACUAUCCGUUGAUAAGGCACAAACUUCACCAAACCUGUCCUCUAGGAUCACUUUUUCGAAAGUCCCUCGGUGAGGGGAAACUCACUCUAGCCGACCAAGUCGACGAAGGUGGCAAGCUGAAAACCUACGUGCAAAUGUUGAUGCCGCUGCUGUUCGAGUCUUGGUUGGAGGUGCGGCCAAAUUCGAGCGAAUCCAGCGAACACGUGUUGACGCACGAAGCGGCCAUCACCCUAGGAAUGCUGCUGGACAUAAGUAUCUUGCUGUGGGAGCUGGUUGUUUGCUACGAUAAGGAAACGAACGGUCCUCACUUGACCCAGUGGUUUCGGUCGCAGUACGGCGCCGAUUUUGGUAGCCACAUUUUGAAAGGUUUUCCCUACUAUCAAAGUCCUGGAGCUAAAAAUCGUUCCAAAACCACUGGUCUUCCUGAUGAAGUAAAGGAGCGAAACGUCGAUGAAAAAUGCUAUCAACAAAAUUUUAACAUUUGCUAUUUGUACUGUUGCCUGAAUGAAAACUUUCGAUCGGAUCAGACGAAUAAACAUUACGAUAAAGUAACUAGCUACGUGGAACGUUGCGUUAGCAAUUGGAAGUUUCGGUCACCGGAAAUUGCUGCUCAGCUACUCAAAGUGCUUCGGUUUAUGCUGCUGGAAACGGAAAGCUCAGCUUUGUCUUUAGGAAUCAACCAGAACACUAGAGCACUGCUCAAAACUCUCCUAGAAGUUUACAUCCAAUCCAAACUGCCACAGGACACUCGCAACCGAAUCCUCAUUCUAUUUUGCGAUAUAAUUGUCCUCAACGAUCGCCUAUGGCGGGAAUAUGGUCAGGAAAUUUUCACUCUCUGGUUGCGAAUGCUGCCGAAUUUGUUGAGGAAGCCGGUGGUAGAUUUCGCUGUCCUAAAAGCGCUGCUAUGCUUAGCCAAACAACGUAACGGUAUAUUUCUGCAAAGUUUGGAGGAAAAUGUGGACGGUAUAGUGGACAAUUUGAAGAAGAUUCAGGUGGUCAACGAGCAGUACCGGAACGAGGGGUUGAUACUGUUGAUCAAUUUACUGUUUUGGAUCGGGCGAAAGGAGGUGCUAGAGCAGUUGCUGCAGAAAGAUCGGGUCCAGCAGAUGGGCUUGGAGGAUGGUGUCCGGGAUUAUUUCCGAAAAACGUUGAAAAUUCGCCUCUUGAGUUUGUAGUGAUGUGCAAAAUAUGAUCGAUACUUCGUGAUAAGAUCUUCUUGAUAUG
Uranotaenia lowii is the source of this 2167-nucleotide messenger RNA. RefSeq names its product testis-expressed protein 10 homolog. Bases 64 to 2118 code for a protein of 684 amino acids. Gene Ontology annotation, cellular component: MLL1 complex; nucleus. Lineage: Eukaryota; Metazoa; Arthropoda; Insecta; Diptera; Culicidae. The transcript has 3 exons. The record is from RefSeq and is a predicted model, not a curated record.